AUGCUCACGUACAUUCUUGAAGAGGUCGACUUUGAAGAGUUUAUCCUCCUAGCUGCCGCUAUUGCCCCGGGCCGUGGCUAUAUCGUGGUGGCCGAUGCAGACCUAUAUCAUGCGCAGUUGAAGUUGCCCGAGUUGUCUCCGCGUCUCGUCCACGGGUGUGAUGCGUUGCAAAUGGUGUUGAUUGAAUCCUGGCUGGAAAUGUACGAGUUGCUCGAGACGAUCCAAGAAGUGAAGGUGGUGGCUCUCUACGGGAUUUUAAGCAGGUUUGUCGAAGAGGGUUUGCAAGAGUCAAUGGACUUUAUGGUGGAGGAUCAAUUCAGCGCUCAUGAAUUGAACCAAUACUUCCACAAGUUGUUCACGUUCCACGCUAGGAACAAUGUGCAAGUGCUCAUGGCUGACCAUCCGUCUUUAGCGCUUGAAGAUACAAGAAGAAACAGCUACAACAACUCCACAGAGGCUUUGCUCGAUCUAGUUGUGAUCCCGAAUGUCUACUCUCUGAAAGGGGGACAAAUACACACAACGCUAAGAGCUUCAAUGCAAAAAUGGUUUGCUAUAUUAGAGUCCACACUGGGUCUAGGUAAAACCUGA
This is a messenger RNA of Lodderomyces beijingensis, 588 nucleotides long. Lineage: Eukaryota; Fungi; Ascomycota; Pichiomycetes; Serinales; Debaryomycetaceae. The record is from the annotation of a GenBank genome assembly.